AUGCAUAAACGCACAAAGAUAAAGAUUGCCAUCUUCGUGCUCCUGGUGGGUAUGGCUUGCAUGUUCACGGCGGUGGUAACUGACCACUGGGCUGUGCUGAGCCCUAAGGUGGACAAACUCAACGAGACAUGCGAGGCAGCCCACUUUGGCCUGUGGAGGCUGUGCAAGAAGUAUAUCUACAUAAGCUCGGAGAACUACGUGGAGGGGCAUGGCUGUGGACCCAUCAGUCUGCCUGGAGAUGAGAACUGCACAUACUUCAAGCACUUCACUCCAGGGGAGGAAGCUGAGAUAUUUGAAUACAAAACACAAAAAGAGUACAACAUCUCUGCCGCAGCCAUCUCCAUCUUCAGUCUGGCCUUCAUGAUCCUAGGUGCCUUGUGUUUAAUGGGGUCAUGCACCGGUAAAGGCAAAGGACGGGACUAUCUCCUCAAACCUGCUGGCAUGUUCUACGCAUUUGCAGGUCUCUGUGCCUUCAUCUCGCUGGAGGUGAUGCGUCAGUCUGUCAAGCGCAUGAUUGAGAGCGAGGACACAAUCUGGAUCGAGUACUACUACGGGUGGUCGUUCGCUUGUGCCUGCGCUGGCUUCGUCCUCCUCUUCCUCACUGGACUCGCCCUCCUGCUGCUCUCCAUGCCUCAGAUGCCCCGGAACCCAUGGGAGACCUGCAUGGACGCUGAGCCUGAGCAAAUGGAGUGAUGGCUGCACAGGGAUGACUGGAGCUUAAGAACGACUAUGUGUUGUGUUUUGUUUUUUGUUUUUUUUUGUAAUGUAGAGAUUAGAUUCAUUUCAGGAACAUGUUGGUCAUAACAGGGCGAGGUCAAAAUAAAAUAAACUUAGUGGCUGUAA
Myripristis murdjan (pinecone soldierfish) is the source of this 843-nucleotide messenger RNA. RefSeq names its product voltage-dependent calcium channel gamma-1 subunit. Gene Ontology annotation, biological process: regulation of calcium ion transmembrane transport via high voltage-gated calcium channel; calcium ion transmembrane transport. NCBI's taxonomy places the organism in Eukaryota, Metazoa, Chordata, Actinopteri, Holocentriformes, Holocentridae. The record is from RefSeq and is a predicted model, not a curated record. The coding region runs from base 1 to 693 and encodes 230 amino acids. Gene Ontology annotation, molecular function: calcium channel regulator activity; voltage-gated calcium channel activity. Gene Ontology annotation, cellular component: L-type voltage-gated calcium channel complex; membrane. The transcript has 4 exons.